UCUGUUUCUGUAUAUAUUGGAAGUAUAAUCAGUGAUUGAGGAUUGAAGUCAUAGAAAGUAACUUUCAAGAAAUGCGCUACGGUUAGGCAUGCAGACGGUUUUGUUCCUACUAAAGUGAUAUCUGAAGUAGUAUUAGCUGUUAAGUUUACGCCUAGUUAAGUCCUCAGUAUAUAAAUCUCAUAAUUGAAUUUUAGAAGCGUUAAUCAAAACUUCGCCCUAUUAUUGACCUUUUCAUCCAGGAAAGUUUUGUAUUUAGUCAUUUUGCAAAUGUCGGACUCAGACUCAUCAUGUGAUGUCCAAGAAAUUUUAGCCUGUCCCGGGUUGUAUGAAGAAAUUACACAUGAAAAGAAACAUGUAUAUAAUAAGUCAGCUCUUAUAAAUACUCUCAGUAGUAUCAGAAAAAGUCUCCCAUGGAUUGAGCGACUAGAUGUCACAUGUUCGGCAGCUCCAGCUCAAAAAGAUUUAGAUUUGGACGACUUACAGCAUAUCGAUCCAGAUGAUGAUUUUAAACGUGAAAACCUUUUUUAUCGUGUAGCUCAGUCUGCAGUGCUUAAAGCUAUACCUCAAUUACACGCUUUAGAUGUACCGACUAAACGUCCAUCUGAUUACUUUGCAGAAAUGGUCAAAACAGAUGAUCACAUGACAAAGGUUAAAAAAUAUCUAAUUGAAACUAAACAAAAAUUAGCAUUACGUGAACGUGCUAGACAAAUAAGAGAACGACGUAAAUUUGGUAAACAAGUUCAACAGGCUGUUAAUCAAACACGUAAAGAAGGAAAACGUAAACUAACAGAAGCUGUAAAGAGUACAUGGAAGAAAACUGGAAUUAAUCGUGAAGAGAAACUGGAACAAAUAUUAAAUGAAUUUAAAAAAGAUUAUGAAUCGAAAAAUGAUAAAUCUAAUGUGAAAGGAUCAUCAUCAUCAUUGAAAAGUUUUCAUACAGCAAAAGAUUAUGCAAAUCGACGAAAAAUUAAUCAAAAACGUGUUUAUAAAAAUAAUAAAUACGGUCAUGGUGGACAGAAAAAACGUCAAAAACGUAAUACAUCUGAAUCAGUUAAUAUUGGAGCUCGACGUGAUUUCAGUCAAUUAAAACAUCAAGCAACUCCAAAUAAAGCUAAACAAAUUCGUUCAAAUAAUCGUAAAUUAAAACAAAAACGUAAGAAAAUGACAAAAAGACGUGGUUAACAUGAGACCAUAGACUUUGUAUAUUUCUCACUUGUAAAAAUCAUAUAAAAUGAAUGUGUAUUCAAUCUGCUCUUUUGUCUUUUCGAAUGUUAAAAGCAUGAACUUCAGCGAACGGAUCUCUUUUCAAUGAAUUUAUUAUCAAGCUGUUAGUGUAUUAGUUCCGUAAGGACAUAUGAAUAAGGUAUGAACACCGAUUACCAGGACGCGCUAUGCUGACUAGUAUUGGGAAUGGUUAGAAGAAAGUUAGGG
Molecule: messenger RNA, 1431 nt
Organism: Schistosoma rodhaini
Lineage: Eukaryota; Metazoa; Platyhelminthes; Trematoda; Strigeidida; Schistosomatidae
Source: the annotation of a GenBank genome assembly